Molecule: messenger RNA, 8763 nt
Organism: Monopterus albus (swamp eel)
Lineage: Eukaryota; Metazoa; Chordata; Actinopteri; Synbranchiformes; Synbranchidae
Gene: grin2bb
Product: glutamate receptor, ionotropic, N-methyl D-aspartate 2B, genome duplicate b
Exons: 14
Coding region: 12-5264 (1750 amino acids)
Biological process (GO): monoatomic ion transport
Cellular component (GO): membrane
Molecular function (GO): ligand-gated monoatomic ion channel activity; signaling receptor activity
Source: RefSeq, a predicted model, not a curated record
ACUCCUCCACAAUGCUUGUCAGCCUCCACCUUUCUCCCUCCCAUCGUCAGGACAAGCGCUUGGUCUCCCCCUCCUCCCCCUAUCACCCUCCUUCGGACCAGUCCUCUCAUCGUCCUUAUCCUCAACCUCGGCUGACCCUGCCCUUUCUCUCCUUGUCCUUCUCUCUCCUCCUCACCAUACUCCUCUUGCCUGCCUGCGAGUCUCGCAGGGGUGGAGGUCCAGGAACAGGGCCUGGAGGUGUCCCAGGGGGACAAGGUGGCCAGAGGGGAGGCAACACCCAGAGGGGUGUUGCCAUCCCUCCUCAGUACUCUCCUGGCUUACCAGCUCUUCCCCCAAUCAAUCCCAAACUGAUCAGCUCACUCAGUAUUGCUGUCAUCCUGGUGGGCAACUCUAGUGAAGUGGCCCUGGGGGCUGGACUUGAGAAAGAGGACUUCCUCCACAUCCCUUACCCUCCCAAAGUUGAGGUGGUAGCCAUGAACGAGACCGACCCCAAGAGUAUCAUCAAUCGGAUUUGUGAACAGAUGACGAGGAACUCGCUGCAAGGUGUAGUGUUUGGUGAUGACACGGACCAGGAAGCCAUCGCUCAGAUCCUGGACUUCAUCUCUGCCCAGACACACAUCCCCAUCCUGGGCAUCAGGGGAGGGUCCGCCAUGGUUAUGGCAGCCAAGGAUGACCACACCAUGUUUUUUCAGUUUGGUCCAUCCAUUGAGCAGCAGGCCUCUGUCAUGUUGAACAUCAUGGAGGAGUAUGACUGGUACAUCUUCUCUAUAGUCACCACGUAUUACCCUGGCCACCAGGACUUUGUCAACAAGGUCCGCAGCACCAUUGAGAACAGCUUUGUAGGCUGGGAGAUAGAAGAAGUCCUCCUGCUAGACAUGUCAGUGGAUGAUGGAGACUCCAAGAUCCAGAACCAACUUAAGAAACUGCAGAGUCCUGUCAUUCUGCUCUACUGCACAAAGGAGGAGGCUACCACUAUAUUCGAGGUGGCUCAUUCUGUGGGUCUCACAGGUUAUGGCUUCACCUGGAUCGUGCCCUCACUGGUGGCCGGAGAUGCAGACGUCGUUCCCUCUGUCUUCCCUAUAGGGCUUAUCUCAGUAUCAUAUGAUGAAUGGGACUACAACAUUGAGGCCAGGGUACGUGAUGCAGUUGCUGUCAUUGCCACAGCAACCUCCACCAUGAUUCUGGACCGGGGACCACACACCCUGAUGAAGUCGAGUUGCCUUGGGACACCUGACAAAAAGAGCGCCUCCACUGGCCACAACAAGGAAAUACUAAAGUACCUCAUGAAUGUGACUUUUGAAGGCCGAAACCUAUCAUUUAGUGAAGAGGGUCACCAGAUGUUCCCCAAACUGGUCAUCAUCCUUCUAGACAAAGACAGACAAUGGGACAGGGUUGGUAAGUGGGAGAGAGGCUCUCUGACGAUGAGGUACCAUGUGUGGCCUCGCUUUGAGCUGUACCAUGGAGCGGAGGAGCGGGACGACCACCUGUCCAUUGUGACUCUGGAGGAGGCGCCAUUUGUCAUUGUGGAGGAUGUGGACCCGCUCAGUGGCACCUGCAUGAGAAACACUGUGCCGUGUCGCAAACAGCUCAAACUCAGCAACCAGACAGGUGAUUCAGGGAUUUACAUCAAGCGCUGCUGCAAGGGUUUCUGUAUUGACAUCCUGAAGAAAAUCGCCAAGAUGGUCAAAUUUACUUAUGACCUCUACCUGGUCACCAACGGUAAACAUGGCAAGAAGGUCAAUGGGACUUGGAACGGCAUGGUUGGAGAGGUGGUGUUGAAGAAUGCACACAUGGCAGUGGGUUCGCUCACCAUCAACGAGGAGAGGUCGGAGGUCAUUGACUUCUCUGUGCCGUUCAUAGAGACCGGGAUUAGUGUCAUGGUCUCUCGUAGCAAUGGAACCGUCUCCCCAUCUGCCUUUCUCGAGCCCUUCAGUGCCGAUGUCUGGGUGAUGAUGUUUGUGAUGUUGCUGAUCGUGUCGGCCGUGGCUGUGUUUGUGUUUGAGUACUUCAGCCCAGUGGGCUACAAUCGCUGUCUGGCAGACGGACGAGAGCCUGGCGGUCCCUCCUUCACCAUCGGGAAGGCCAUCUGGCUGCUUUGGGGUCUGGUUUUCAACAACUCUGUCCCUGUACAGAAUCCCAAAGGUACCACCAGUAAGAUCAUGGUGUCAGUUUGGGCCUUCUUCGCUGUCAUCUUCCUGGCCUCCUACACUGCCAACCUGGCUGCCUUCAUGAUCCAGGAGGAGUAUGUCGACCAGGUGUCAGGCCUGUCAGACAAAAAGUUCCAGAAGCCAAACGAAUUUUCGCCACCAUUCCGGUUCGGCACGGUGCCCAACGGGAGUACAGAGCGCAACAUCCGCAACAACUACCGGGACAUGCAUACCUACAUGACCAGCUUCCACCAGAAGAAUGUAGAUGAGGCGCUGUAUAGUCUGAAGAACGGCAAGCUGGAUGCCUUUAUCUAUGAUGCUGCAGUGCUGAACUACAUGGCUGGCAGAGACGAGGGCUGUAAGCUGGUCACCAUCGGGAGCGGCAAGGUGUUCGCCUCCACUGGCUACGGCAUCGCCAUACAGAAGGACUCGGGCUGGAAACGCGCUGUGGAUCUGGGCAUCCUUAUGCUGUUUGGUGACGGUGAAAUGGAGGAGUUGGAGGCCCUGUGGCUGACGGGCAUCUGCCACAAUGAGAAGAACGAGGUGAUGAGCAGUCAGCUGGACGUGGACAACAUGGCAGGGGUCUUCUACAUGCUCGGGGCUGCCAUGGUUUUGUCACUCAUCACCUUCAUCUGUGAACAUUUGUUCUACUGGCAGCUGCGCUUCUGCUUCAUGGGCGUGUGCUCCGGAAAGCCCGGGGUCACCUUCUCUAUUAGCAGAGGUAUCUACAGUUGCAUCCAUGGGGUACAAAUUGAGGAAAACAAGUCAACCGCAGAUUCACCUUCAUCCACCAUUAAGAAGAACAUGAACAACACCCACUCCAACAUCCUGCGGUUGCUCCGCACUGCCAAGGACAUGACCGCCGUCCCAGGCAUUAAUGGCUCUCCACAUGCUGCCCUGGAAUACAGCCACAGUAGUCGUGAGUCGGCUAUUUAUGAUAUCCAGGAGCACCGGCGCAGCCUGGUGGGUCACCCCAGAGACUGCAAGUCGGCACCGCCCUACCUGCCAGAGGACAACAUGUUCAGUGACUACAUCAGCGAGGUGGAGAGGACUUUUGGUAACUUGCCCCUGAAGGACAGCAACCUGUACCAGGACCAUUACCUGCACCACCACCCGGCUCUGGGUAUGUCCGGCCCCCCGCCUAAUAGGCCGCGUAGCUUAGGCAGUGCUAGCUCAUUGGAGGGGGGCAUGUUCGACUGUGACAGUUUAGGGGGAGGGGUAGCACCCAUCUUCACCACCCAGCCCCGCCCCUCCAUGACUCACAGGAAUACCAGUAAAUUUGACCUGAUUGCUGGCCACACCCCUACGGAGUCCAACCAGGGUGGGUUCAAGGGAAGCAAUGUGUAUGGCAGGUUUUCUUUCAAAGGAGGCGCAUCCAGCACGGGGCUCAUCGGGGGUCAUGACAGGUACUGUGGUGGGGGUGGGGGAGGCUCCGGGGGUGACGAUGGGAACAUUCGCUCUGAUGUCUCAGAUAUCUCCACGCAUACUGUCACCUACGGAAACCUGGAGGGCAACAACAAGCGGUGUAAGCAGUACAGGGACAGCCUGAAAAAGAGGCCAGCCUCAGCCAAGUGCAGACGGGAGCAGGACGAGAUAGAGCUGAGCGGCUUCAGGAGGAGACCCCACCACCACACCGUCCACCACCACUUCCCUCACGGGCCCCUGGCGCACCGCACGGUCUCACCUCCCCUGGAGCGGAAGAGGGGAGGAGGAGGAGGGGGUAAUUCUUCACCUUACUUAUUCCGCAAAGACAAAGAGAACCUGAGGGAUUUCUAUGCGGACCAGUUCCGUUCCAUGGAGGGCAAGGCCAAAUGGGAAAAAGAGGGUGGAAGUGGAGGAAGCGGUGUGGGCAGUGGUAGUGGUGGUGGUAUCUGUAAAAGCUUAGUACCUGUGGAAGACUUCCUCAAAGGUAAAGUCAUGAAGCCUGAAUGUAAAGGUGUGCUGGGCUCAGGGCAGCAGGCCCACACCUGCUGGGAGAAAGGGGUAUCUGGGCUGGGAGGGGGGGGCAUACCAGGUGGGGACUGGGAGUGUCGUAACUGCCGCAGUGUGUGUCACCACAGUGGAAGUGUAGAAGGAGGUGGCACAUGCCCAGCUAGCGGAGCAGGGGGGACUAGCAGUCGCCCCAGCUCUGCUACCUGCAAACGCUGUGACUCCUGUAAAAUCCAGCCAAGCAACCUGUACAACAUCAGCGAGGAUAAUAACAUGGUGUUGACUGGCGGGAAGAGUAGUGUAGGACCCAGUCAAACACAAACUCAGGCACAGCGCAGGAAGCUGGGGCCAGGUGGGAGGGUGUUAUGUAGGCAACAUUCGUAUGACACAUUUGUGGAUCUGCAGAGGGAGGGAUCAGGCCGCAUGGGAGGGGUUGGCGGUGGCACUGGGGGGCAGUUUGUCCAGCCCCGAAGUGUGAGCUUGAAAGACAAAGACCGCUUCAUGGAGGGCCCCAGCCCUUAUGCUCACAUGUUUGAGAGGUAUUCAGGUGAAAGGGAGUCUCCCAUGUUUGGAGGAAUAGGCGGGGACAGGGCAAAAGCUGGCUCCUCUUUCAGUUUGUUCCGUGGAGGUGAAGGUGGGUUGCAUCGGCGAUCGGUGGGCGAGAGAGACUUGAGGGACAGAGAUAAAGCUAUGAUGGGAGGUGGGGGCUGUGGUGGUGGUGGUGGUGGUGGUGGUGGUAGCAGAGGGGCUGGGACUUACUCCUUGUCUAAAUCUCUCUACCCAGAUAAGGUGAACCAGAACCCCUUCAUCCCAACCUUCGGUGAUGACCAGUGUCUAUUACACGGUGCCAAACCGUACUACAUCAAAAAGCCACAGAUGCCACAACAGCAGCAGCAGCAACUUCUCAACAACAACCGAGGAGGAGGGGACUUCCGCAGCUCCAUGGGAGCGACUUCCUAUUUGCCUGCAUCCGCCACAACUGGGGUGAUGUCCAAUGUGGGCCCCAGGUACCCCAGUGAGCUGUGCCUGGGUGGGGUGGGGGUGCCCAUGGGGAACCACCACGGGGUCAGCAAGCUACUGCCUGGUGGCAGGGACACGUUAGGUUUGGGGCAGGGACAGAGACCCUUCAACGGUGCCAGCAAUGGACACGUUUAUGAAAAGCUCUCCAGCAUUGAGUCAGAUGUUUGAGGUUGAAGAUGGAGGAAGAAAUAAAGAGAAGAUAGAAGUGGGUGAAGAAAAGAGAACGAUGGAGAGGAACGUACAGAAGACAAAAGAGGAACAGCACAGGCCAGUGACCUCUGUGUGUGAAGAGAAUGAGGAGCCACGAAACUGUGGGUACUGUUCUCCCUCCACCAAAUCAAAAGAAUUAUGAUGAUGCACAGAGUCCACUGCAGGAUGAGCUGUGGUGAAGUCUGGCGGUAGACGACUUUUUUAAUGAGAAGAGAGGAUUCUUGUGCUGCUCUGAUGCUCAGAGAAAGAUAGUGGGGGUGGGGGCGUGGGGUGAAAUCAAAUCUCCAGUCUUUGCUCUCUUCACACGGUCAUUGUCUUUUCCUCCCUCCUGCAGUUCCUUUAACACCAAAACAAGCAUUUCGUUUAGCAACAGAAAUACAAUCACGAAUGAGAAGUCAGCACUUCUGUAACAGGGUAAUCUAAUAAUAAUUGUUGAUAAUGUUAAUAUUAUUGAACAUUAUUCUAGUGUUUUAUGCUGAUUGGUUUGGAUUGUUUUUAAAUUUUAUUUCUUGAAAUUGUUCAUGUUACAUAUUUGUAUGAUGUUAAUUCGUAUCUUCCCCAUAUUACAGGAGACUGGUACACCAGUUGUCAAUAUGGAUCUUUUUUUGGGUUCCUGUAAUUUGGACUCUUCUUUGCUAUUAAUUCUCUGUUUGAUUUUUUUAAUUUAACUUUUCUAUUUUUGAGUGCUGUGAAGUGUAUGUGAAAGGCAUGACUUGCGGAGUACAUUUUUUGUACUUAUAAAUUUGCAAAGAAGGUUUUUUUUUUCAGCUGCAGAAGAAAUAUCAUCAUACUGAUUUGCCAUUUCCUCUGGUUUUCUCUGCUCAGCAGUAACAAACAGGUCUCACAUUUUGAGCUGGAUGUGCCUUAAAGGAUUAAUACUGAUUUUCACAAGAGGAGACGAGAUCUCUUCUGUUGGUAGACGGAUCCACCUGUGAACAAUUAGUCAGCUGAUUUGAAUGAAAAUACAUCCGAAGACAUCUGUUGUGAGAAUAGUGUUUUAUGAGCAUAACAGGCUUUUCGGCAUUUAACAGAUGUUAUGAUACAACGUAAAACGUAAAUUGUUGCAGUAGAGAAAGCAUGCUGUAAAUUCUUCUACAACCCCCCCCCCCAAGCAGUUAAAGAUCCCUGUAGCAGUAUUACAAGGGUUAAAACCACAGUGCCAUGAUAAAUAUACAUUCCUAUUCCUCCAAAACUCAAGUAUGACAUAGCCUUGCUUGCUGCUGUAUGUGAAAAAAACAUGCUUUAGAAGUAAAAUAUAAAAAAAUUCACACUUAAUCAAACUACAAGUCAGUUUCGUUUAAAUCAUGUACUGAAAAGCUCAACAAGCUUCAACACUGCUCACCCAGAAUCCAACUACCCGUUAAAUAUGUGUUUUAUUGGGCGUGACUCAACUGGCCGUGACAGUUCUGCCGUUGAGGACAGGAACAUAAUGGACUCUGAGUGAGACUUCUUUGCUGGGAUGAGCAGCCUGGUAUGUUAAUUAUCUCAUCAUUACAGCUACAAGCCCUGCCGGCUGUAUUGGAUGGCCACAUGUGAGUGAUGGGAGAAGUGUUUAACAUUUUUAUUCUGCUGGUUUAGUGGGAAACCGCAGCAGGCUCGUAAUUUCAGCCAGUCUUGUACCCCAUCCUAGAUAAUCAUCCCUUAGUCUUGGAAUUACAAUCAUCAUUUACAUUGCUCACCUUUAUUAGCCAUCAUGUAUAGAAACAAGCGUUUACACCUUUGAAAUGGGGUAGACAGUUAAAAAUGUACACUAACACAAUCUACCCAUUUUAUAGUGCUCCCACUGUUUAUGUAAAGGAAUAGUCCAACAUUUUUGGAGAUAAGCUUAUGAGCUUUCUUGCCAAGAUUAGAUGAGAAGAUCAAUAUCAGUCCUAUGUCUGUUUCUUAAUGAUUAAGCUGCUUCCAGCAGCCAGUUAGCUUAGCUUAGCUUUGCAUAAAGCCUGGAAAUUGGUUUAAAAAAACCCCAGCUAGCCCGGCUUUAUCCAAGUGUAACAAAAUCGAACCAGCAGCACCUCUUAAGUUCACUAAUUAACAUGUUAGGUCUUGUUUGUUCAAGUGUGAAAAUAGCAUGUGGUUUCAUGGAGGUUAUUUACAGGCUUUUUUGUGACUGGAAAUAGUCAGUAAAACCACAAACCACACAUGUUUGCACAUUUCUAGGAGUUUCAGGGGUGCUGGUUAGAAGACUCUGACCAGAGAGGCAUGCUCCCUGUUUCCCCUUGUUUUCAGUCUUUGUACUAAGAUAACCAUCUCCUGACGUAUUUAUGGCACACAUUUAAAAGUGGUAUUAAUCAUCUCCACUUUUUGUCUGGUGGUGCUAACAGAAAAGCCUGGAUAAUAAUCUAUCCCUGUGUGCACUCCACCAUCAUUUCUCCCACUGUGUUGCUCAAACCUUUUUACCAAACAGAACAUACAAAAUAAUUUCACUUUGUGCUGCAACCUUGAUUUCUGCCUCCACCAGACCAUAAUCCAUUUCACAUCCUGAGAUUUUGAUUAAGAAAAAAAAGGUUUUCACGUCCAAGGUCCAGUGUGGAUAGUGUCAGCUGCAGAUAGAAAUGGCAAACAAAAGUAAACGGCACCCUAAAAGUUAUUGAUGUACUCUAGCAGUUAUUUUGAUCAAAUGUGGCUCCCCGGUCUGCAACAUCAGAUCCACAGGCCAUCUCUGCCCACAAAUGUUAUUUUUGCAAUUCACAGCCCUCUCUAUCAUUGAAAUAUCACUAAGACACCUUUUCUCCAUUUUCAGUUACCUAUUGUAAUUUUUACUUGACUUCAGACCUUAUUGCCAAGCCAAAUUUUAAUAUGUAAGCACAACCUGACUGAAUGGAUUUAAUAUUUAGUUUGUUGUACAUUCCAGUCAAAACUCCAGAAGACUUUCCUUCUCUUGGUUGACAAGUCAGUAUGUAUGAUACCAGGGGCUCUCUAGUGUUUGUAAGGACUUUGCAUGUAUACUCUUAAUUUUUUUCUUCAUUUCUGUUUUCUAAUCUUAACUUUUAGCCCAAACAUUGGGUGUUAUUGAACAUUAUUAGGAGUUUUAUCAGUUUCAUUGGUACUGAUGAUCCAUGUGGUACUGUAGGUGUGUGCGUGUGUGUGUGUUUGUUUGUGCAAGAGAAGACACCAAUCUAACAGUCUAAAUUUCGGUUCUAUUCAGAUAAGUAAGGGUAAAUUGAUGAGAAAUUUUCAUUAGGAUAGAAACCGUUUCUUUUUUCUGUUAAUGUUUUACACAGAUAAAUUUUCUUGAUAGUUUGUGUAAAUGUUUUUAACAAGGUUAAAACAUUCAUUGUCACUAACGAAGCCUUUUUUAAUUUAACUAAUUUUCCUGUUUUUUUUUUUGUUUUGUUUUGUUUUUUUUUACUAUAUUUCAGUACAUUUAAUUGUUUUUGUCAUUCUAUGUGCCUGAAUACACACGCUUGAUUACCUCUGUGUGUUCAUAUGGAAGAGAGGCAGCGUGUGUGUGAGAGAG